Molecule: messenger RNA, 1437 nt
Organism: Penicillium lagena
Lineage: Eukaryota; Fungi; Ascomycota; Eurotiomycetes; Eurotiales; Aspergillaceae
Product: F-box protein
Exons: 3
Coding region: 1-1437 (478 amino acids)
Source: RefSeq, a predicted model, not a curated record
AUGUUGCCGCUCCUCGAUUUUUCUGAGGACAUACUGCGCCUGAUCGUGUCGCAUGUGGACUUGCAACGCGAUUUCGCGGCCCUGGCGAGGUCAUGCAAAGUCCUGCACCGCCUGUGCGACAUGAACGCUCGCCGGCGAUAUCGUCGUAUUCGUCUUUGUUCGAGCGCCGACCUUGAAAGGGGCCUGUACAUUCUCUUGUCCAUGCUGCGCAACCCUCAGCUCAGAGACUAUGUUCGUCAUAUCGAACUCGACAGCAAUACUCUCUGGAAUGACACCCUGGCCAAAGAUCGCCAGCAGCAUAAGAAGCCCUUGACGAACGAGGAUAAGCAGUUACUUUUACAGGCCACCGAAGCAGCCCGGUUUCCUAAACCGAUAGAAGAGCAUGUGUUCUAUUUGCUGAAAGUGAUUGCCGAGGGCAGCAAGGCUAGCCCACUACCUUCCUCGCACAAAGAUCGCGACGAUGUGGAUCGAAAUAUCGGCGAUGCGCUGUGCGCAGUUCUGAUUACCGUGUGUCCCAGACUACAGUCCAUGGCCACAACGUGUCUGAUGCGCACUCCGUCUAUCUUGGAUAGAAAAAGGGACCAGGGCGAAGAAUUUAUGCUCUCCAGGAGGCCGACUGAGCUGAUCUUGCGCCGCUCCGGGGCUAAGCCGAGCAAAUACCCGUUUUCAAGGAAUCUUCGAGACAUCACAAUCAUCCCGCACGGUCGCGGUUGGGCCAGUUCCCUUGGCUAUCACAAGAUUGACAUCUGGUCAAGCCUGAGACCCAUCAUGGGCCUCCCCGCCAUCGAAUCGGUCACUAUGCAUGCUGUCAAAUGCCCGGAAUGGAUGACCGCCAUCGAGCCGGCCCACCGAUCAUCCAAUAUUCGUCGGCUCCGGUUUCCAAACGCGAAUCUCGAUUGGCGGAUUCUGAAGCGGUCGAUCGAGUCGUGCAAGGCCUUGACCGAGUUUACCCUGACGGCUGGGGUUCUUCACCUAGACAUUGACGCCUGUGUUUCAUCGAACUGGUAUUGGCAAGAGUCUGACGACUAUGAACUAUGCGAUGAUGUCGGCUGGGACGAUGAAAUCGAGCGGGAAAUAUGGGAGGACAGCCACGAAGCGGAGGAGUCCCUCGCCGAGGACGGGGCGCAUAUUGCUGGAAAACCAUGGCCUCUAGACUUGCGGGAUAUUGGUGUGCAGUCCUGCAGGCGCGUGCCGAUCCCGGCGGAUUCAUGGACACUCGUCGGGAGUAUCCCGCAGAGCCUGCAGUCGCUGCAGAUUACGGGGUACAAAAAGGGGCGGUCCCCAUUGUACGACGACCAUAUCACGGCACUGUUGGCGGAGCGCGAGAGCCAGUUGCCCAACUUGAAGACGAUCGAGGGGCUGGAUCAGCAGGUGCCGGUGGCCAAGAAGGUCGUGGCCAAUCCAGCGCCCGAGGUGUGGUCGGAGUAUGAGGAUUAA